UCCACUACCUAUUACAAGACCCGCUAAAAAUGAUAACGUUUGGCUAAUCCUGUUUGGGUGGCGAAACGCUUUGCGGUUUAGUAACCAUUUAAAAUUUGCGGCCAUCACUAUUGUAUGCUUAAGCAAGAAGACUUGUAAAGAUGAGUUUUAGAGGACGAGGUGGUGGAAGAGGAGGAGGUGGAAGGGGAGGCGGACGUGGUGGUUUUGGGCGUGGUGGUGGUAAUUUUCGUCAAUUCGAUACUGGUCCUCCUGAAAAAGUAACUGAAAUUGGUGAAUUCCUACAUCCUUGUGAAAGCGAUCUUGUCUUAAAAUGCACAAAUGAGUUAGUGCCAUACUUUAAUGCACCUAUUUAUCUAGAAAAUAAACAACAAAUAGGCAAAGUAGAUGAGAUUUUUGGGCCAAUCACAGAAUUCUUUUUCUCAGUUAAAUUAUCAGAGGGAAUGAAUGCCUCAUCAUUUAAAAAGCUACAAAAGCUCUUUAUUGAUCCAAAUAAACUCCUACCUUUAUCAAGGUUUACACAGGCUGAAACGAGAGGUGGACGCGGUGGGGGACGUGGUGGAGGAAGAGGUGGGGGUGGCAGAGGAGGAGGUGGCAGAGGAGGAAGAGGUGGUGGUGGACGUGGUGGAUUUAAUUCCAGAGGAAGAGGCGGUGGCGGACGUGGUUUUGGAGGUGGUUUUAGAGGUCGUGGACGUGGACAUUAAAAACUAUUAAGCAACGCCAGAAAUUUGAAUUAGAAGUGUUAGUCAAGUCAAUAAACUGCGAAUUUUGAUGCGUUUUCUUAUUAUAUAGUUAACUGUUGAAAUAAAAGUCGAGAAUUAACAGAAUUUUAAUAAUGUCAUUUUCAAAUAAUAAAAACCUGGUUAAUUUAAAGACGUUUCAAACUGGUUGUAAAAAUAGCUUUGUAUAAAGACUAGUUUUUUUUACUUUAUGAAUAUCAUUAUUAUUGAUGAGCAGCAUUAGAAGAAAUAAAAAAUCAGAUA
Messenger RNA from Hydra vulgaris (swiftwater hydra), 980 nucleotides. The record is from RefSeq and is a predicted model, not a curated record. NCBI's taxonomy places the organism in Eukaryota, Metazoa, Cnidaria, Hydrozoa, Anthoathecata, Hydridae.